AUGCAGCCGCACGCUACCCUUAUUCUCAUCGCUGUUCAAGCAGCUGCAGCUGCAGACCAGUUUUGGACUGGGAGGGAAAUUGAUUUGGGGCCAUUCGGGAGUGACCCGUUCUUCAACAACAACCAGUCAGAUGAGAUCUACCGGGAAGCCAUUAACAACCCGAAAGCUAUGCGGUCCGUCAAACUCGUCCCGUUCUCGGGUCUCAUAAGCCCCAAGGUCUACGGGAGGGACCCUUACUGGACUUGGAGAGUUAAUGUGACGGAAUUCGCCUUUCCCUCGGGAAUCAACGUCACUGAUGCGGUGACCGGGGCCGAGCAGCCCGUCGAAAACCCUUCCUACGUCAGCACAACCUGGGACUUUGCGUGGUCCAGUGGUGGGAAUAUCUCACAGGCCUUGGGCAACUCAACAGGACCGCUUUGCGUGUCCAUCUUGGACAUCGUGGCAUACCCAACGAACGUCACCAACCUUUAUACGGAUGAAAAUACCAACAGCACUGACUGCACGCCAAUUUUGGGAGAAGCCUGCGUACAGGCCAUCCUCAGAGAAGGCAGCAACUUCAGCAGAGGAAUAACAUGCAACCAACCAGAGAAGUCGUGGGGCACGCUUCCCGAGUGCAAUAAUACUAUCGGAUACGCCGUGGAGGAACGCCUAGACUUGAAACUGUUCAGCGGCACUUUUGGCGGCGGCGUCGCAACAGCAAACCUCAACCCGGAUCCGUCCAACUCACCAAAUGCCAGUUCGUCAGCUGAACGCAACAGAACCUUUGGCAUAACUAGCGGGAAGGGAUUCAUGGGCCUUCAUAGCGGAGUGAUCCCUGGAGCUAAUGCCACGGAUAUAUACUUGGCCGCGGCGAAUUCUCUUCAACUGCUCAUGAUCAGUCAUGGAUUUGGAAACAGAAGUCUUGGAGAAACCCAGCUUCAUUGUAUGAGGGCGAACACUACCCAGCUGCCAGUGGACGAGAACGAAGAUGGAGGGGGGCAAGAGAAUGACGCUACGCAUAUGCAGUAUCACGUAGCUUGUAUCUUGAUGAUUGUGGUAUGGACUGUGCUUCUGGCAAGGUCUACUUGA
Molecule: messenger RNA, 1068 nt
Organism: Colletotrichum aenigma
Lineage: Eukaryota; Fungi; Ascomycota; Sordariomycetes; Glomerellales; Glomerellaceae
Exons: 2
Coding region: 1-1068 (355 amino acids)
Source: RefSeq, a predicted model, not a curated record